Arachis duranensis is the source of this 1109-nucleotide messenger RNA. RefSeq lists its product as uncharacterized. Bases 323 to 787 code for a protein of 154 amino acids. The record is from RefSeq and is a predicted model, not a curated record. Lineage: Eukaryota; Viridiplantae; Streptophyta; Magnoliopsida; Fabales; Fabaceae. The transcript has 3 exons.
UGCCUCUGGUGGUCGUGGAGGUAGUCGCGUCGUCGUUGUUCUCACCGCUCUGGGCCCAUUCGCCUCCUUCAUGCACGGUGUCAUCUCCCUCCAACUUUGCCGACGGCGAUUCAACCCCUCCGCUGCUACUCCGCCGCCCUGGAUGGCAACUUCCUCCUCAGCUCGGCCCGAGCCGUUUCCUCCAAAUGUGCCAAAUGUAGAUCCAGGUGUUCUUCUCUUGUAUGUUCUGGAAUGAGAGCUUUGCUGAAUUGUUGCUGAGUAGUAAAAAUUCUGCAUUUGAUUUGGCUUGAAUCUGGAAAAUUGGAGGCUCCUGGAGUCGUUAAUGAUCGUUGAUUUGGCUGUGGUUACUGUUCUAAGGUCGUAUAAUGAGACUGCAUUUUUGGUUUGGGAAGGACAUGAAUUUCAGUACCAAGAUGAACUUGCCAAAUUGGUGGUGUCUCUAGAAUGUUUCUUUAGGUUCGAUGUGCCGGCUCAGACUUCAAGAGAUACCAAAGAGACCUUGCUCAAAGUCACAAGGAUACUUAGUGCUGUUAGGAAGCUGCCCUUAGCUAGAACUGAAAGCGCAACUGGUUCGGCUUCUGACUUGGAUUCUAUGCCUCUGGAAUCAGAUGUGUGUGGCACUCUACCACUGCAGCUGAAUGAUGAAAAGGAUAGGAAACUUGAUUCUACUGAGGAAUCUGCCGAAUUAGAGUGCCUUGCUAAGCCAAUCUUGGAAGAUAUUGCCAGCCUUGUGCAGAAAGGUAGCCAAGUAAGUUUCUAUAUUCUUCUGCCAUUUAUCUUCAAGUGAACAAUCAAUUUAAUUAGAAGCCACAGCUGAAUUUGAUAUCAUGUCCCUCAAAUUGAAGCUCACAAAGCUUUAAGUUUGCAAGUUCUGACAAAUUAAACCUUUAACAAUGACAAACAUGAGUGGAUGAAUGGCAGGGCAAAAUGAUUCUGUUUAGCUGAGCUUUUAAAGACAAGCAGUGGAAUAAUGUUCAUAGCCACUGAACUUAAAAACUGAUUUAACUAGAAGAAAGCUAAGGGACUUCUGUUUUGUAGGAUUUGAUAAAUAUAUAUGUUUCUUAUACACAUUUCUUUUAUGAUCCUUUUUAAAUUGACAAGUUAAAAUA